Molecule: messenger RNA, 1995 nt
Organism: Melanotaenia boesemani (Boeseman's rainbowfish)
Lineage: Eukaryota; Metazoa; Chordata; Actinopteri; Atheriniformes; Melanotaeniidae
Gene: dnajb11
Product: DnaJ heat shock protein family (Hsp40) member B11
Exons: 10
Coding region: 103-1185 (360 amino acids)
Biological process (GO): protein folding; protein maturation
Cellular component (GO): endoplasmic reticulum
Molecular function (GO): misfolded protein binding
Source: RefSeq, a predicted model, not a curated record
UGUGACAGGAGGAAGAAGAAGGCUGGAGACAGGCAGCAGGAUUCAAGCUUCAAAAAGCCGGUUGUAUUUCGCCACUACACCCUUCAUAAAACGCUGGGAACUAUGGCUAAGAAAGGGAUGAACGUGUGCCAUGUCUGCUGCUUACUUCUUUAUGUCAUCACCGCGGUGUUCGCCGGGCGAGAUUUCUAUAAAAUCUUGGGGGUGAGCAAGUCAGCAUCAAUCAGGGACAUUAAGAAGGCCUACAGAAAGCUGGCUAUGCAGUUACAUCCCGACAGAAACCAAGACGACCCUCAAGCACAGGACAAAUUUGCAGACUUGGGGGCAGCUUAUGAGGUCCUCUCAGACGAGGAGAAGAGGAAACAGUAUGACAUGUACGGAGAGGACGGACUCAAAGAGGGUCAUCACAGCUCUCACAACGACAUCUUCUCCAGCUUCUUUGGUGACUUCGGCUUCAUGUUUGGAGGCAACCGGCAGCAGCAGGACAGGAACAUUCCCAGAGGAAACGAUGUAAUACUUGAUCUGGAAGUUACACUUGAAGAGGUGUAUUCUGGGAACUUUGUGGAGGUUGUACGAAACAAGCCUGUAGCCAAAGAGGCUCCCGGUAAAAGGAAGUGUAACUGCAGACAGGAGAUGAGGACGACGCAGCUCGGACCGGGACGCUUCCAGAUGACCCAGGAGACGGUGUGCGAUGAGUGCCCCAAUGUGAAACUGGUAAACGAGGAGAAGACCUUGGAGGUGGAGAUCGAGCAGGGAGUGAGGGAUGAGAUGGAGUACCCCUUCAUUGGAGAAGGUGAACCACACAUCGAUGGUGAACCUGGAGACCUUCGCUUCCGUAUCAAAGUACUAAAACAUCCUGUGUUUGAGCGCAGAGGAGAUGACCUGUACACCAACGUCACCAUCUCUCUGGUGGAGGCGCUGGUUGGCUUUGAGAUGGACAUUGUACAUUUGGACGGACACAAGGUUCAUAUAGUGAGAGACAAGAUCACCAAACCAGGCGCUCGGAUGUGGAAGAAAGGAGAAGGUCUGCCCAACUUUGACAACAUCAACAUCCGAGGUUCCCUCAUCAUCACCUUCGAUGUAGAGUUUCCUCAGACGCAGCUCGAUGAUCAGCAGAAAGAAGGUAUUUGGAGUCUCCUGAAACAGAGUUCUGUACAGAAGGUUUACAACGGACUACAAGGAUACUAAUACACCACCUUCCACAGCCUGGACUGAUUCCUACUACACACAGAUAUGUUCUGUUAGUCGAGGGGGGGGGGGGUUUCUGGCCAGGGUGUAUUUAUUAAUUCCAGAUUGUUCUCAGGACGGCUUUAUUCCGGUUAGUUUGUACUUUUUGAUGUUGUACAUCUCUGAGGAGCAGCUGCAGACGUUUAAUAUUCAGUGUGAAAACAGAAAUAAUGCCACCUGUUUUUGUUUUCUAUUUUAUUUUAUUUAUGUUUUUUAUUUUCUGCAACAUCUGCUGAUCUGUGGAUUUACUGGAACUCUGGAGACGAGACUCCACGUUUGCUGAUGGAAACUCUGCAUCUACUGUUGAACAAAGUCGUCCAUGUGGUUUUUUUUUUUUUCUUUUUUCUUUUUUUUUUUUUGGUCCCCUCUUAGUUUUGUGAACGUAAGAGCGCCACCUGUUGAGGGAUUUCUGCUCUGCUCGGAUUCCUGUUCAGUAACACUUUAUGUAAAUAGGGAAGAACAAAGCUCAUUUCCUCGUCUUUUAGUUUCUUUAUUUGGUUGUUUGCAUUCGACUCACUAUACCGUGAUGAGAGUUGACCUCCACUUUCCUACAAUCACCUACAACUCAAAGGGACUUCAGAUCACCAGGUGUCAGCCUCUCUGUUGGACAGUUUUAUGGUUUUUAGGCUUUACAUUGUCUGCAGUGCUGCCUCGCGGUCUCACCAGAGUUUCAUAGCCUUAAAUGUGAAUUAUUCGGCCAUUUUUACGUGUUUUGGGGUGGGGUAAUGCUCUUUUGGCUGACAAUAUAAAUAAAGAUUUAUACAAAUUUGA